Molecule: messenger RNA, 1302 nt
Organism: Entrophospora sp. SA101
Lineage: Eukaryota; Fungi; Glomeromycota; Glomeromycetes; Entrophosporales; Entrophosporaceae
Source: the annotation of a GenBank genome assembly
AUGAAGAUCCAACAAAUACAACAAAUAUUUAAGAUUUUUCGAAUUAGAUUUGCUAUGAAAGUUCCCGGAAUCGAAAUUUCAAAUAUAUCUGGUGGCAAUGUAAUUAUUGAUGUUAAUGGUAGUGAUGGUGGAAUUAACAGUAAAAAAAAACUCAAAUCUUCGGAUGAUGAUAUUGAUAUUGAUAUCGCACCAACAAAAUCAUCACCACCAUCAGCUAAUGAUGUGUAUCUGAAGCAGACAAUAUUUUGGAUGUGUGAAGCCCUCAAGACCUCUGGUGUGAAUUUUAUUAAACAAACAAUGAUAGGAAAACUGGGAGACGAAACAAAUUUGCAACUACAAAUAAAACAGCAGCCAGGAGAUGUGGAUUUUGAUGAUAAAUUUAUGAAGCCAGGUUACAAUCAUCCAAUUUUUGAUGAAGGGUUGGAAAAUUACAUAAAAAAAUUUCUUGCUCAAGAUAUUUAUAUGAUUGAGAAAACGAACGAAUUACAAAAGGAAGAGGUGCCAAAGGCCAAGCACGAAGCUCAAAAACAUAAAGAAUAUGAUAUUGUAUCAAAAUCAGUUCUUGAAGUUCUUUCACUUACACCAGAUGAGUAUAGAAAAAGAAAAGUUGCUCUUUUGACCGGUAUUACUGGUCAAGAUGGUUCUUAUCUUACUGAAUUCCUCUUAGACAAAGGUUACAUUGUCCAUGGUAUUAUUCGUCGUUCUUCAUCAUUCAAUACUGGUAGACUUGAACAUUUAUACAAAGAUCAACAUGAACGUCCAAAAAUGGUUCUUCAUUAUGGAGACUUGACAGAUUCAACUAAUCUUGUUCAUAUUGUUUCACAAGUACUUCCAACUGAAAUUUAUAAUCUUGGAGCUCAAUCUCAUGUCAAAGUUUCUUUUGAUAUGGCUGAAUAUACUGGUGAUGUUGAUGCUUUAGGAACUUUACGUUUAUUAGAUGCCAUAAGGACUGUUGGUUUAACAAAUCAUGUUAGGUUUUAUCAGGCAUCCACAUCUGAACUUUAUGGUAAAGUUGUGGAAACUCCACAGUCAGAAACCACACCAUUUUAUCCUCGUUCACCCUAUGGUGUAGCUAAACUUUAUGCCUAUUGGAUUGUUGUCAAUUACCGCGAAGCAUACAAUAUGUUUGCUUGCAAUGGUGUUUUGUUCAAUCACGAAUCUCCACGUAGAGGUCGUACUUUUGUAACUCGUAAAAUUUCUAGAGCCGUAGCUGAAAUUCACUUAAAUAGACAAAGCUGCCUAUAUCUUGGUAACAUUGAUUCUAAGCGUGAUUGGGGUCAUGCAAGAGAUUAUAUUGGUUAG